GGGUAUAGCAUAAUGGGUAUACACUCAUGCCAGCUCAUUGCUCUGUAAUCUUUCCUUAUUCCAGCCUCUGGCUUUUGUUUUUGUAUCAGCACGGAAUAACCUCCGUCUCCAUCUCUCUCUCUCUCUCUCUCUCUCUCUCUCUGGUAUCUCUUGAAUCCAUGGCAACUGAGGCUCUGGUAACUGAUCAAACCGCUCAAGGGCAUGUUGAGGAAGUGAAAUUGACUGAUGAAGUUGCAAAAAUUGUUGAGAAAGACACUUCUCCUGAGUCUAAAGAUCUCAAAGAAAAAGAUGACGAAAAAACCAAAGUAGAUGAUUCAACCAGUGUAGAAGCAACUGCAAACAAAGUGGAGGAUGCAGUCAUGCCUGAAGAAACACAGGAAGAUAAGGUUGAGACUGAAAUGAAGGAGGUAGAAAAAGAAGAAUCAGAAAAUGCAAAAGAUGGAACCUCGAAACAAGAUGCUGAUUCUUUGAUUUCAGAUUCUAAAGAAGAAGCUGCAGUGGAGCCAGCAACUGAAGCUGCUGUCGAAGGUCUGAAGGAUCAAGUUGAAGUAGCUAAUAUAUCUGAACCUCCAAAACUAACAGUAGAAGAAGCAGCAGAUGUUUCUGGGGAAAAAUUAGUGCAAGAAAGAGUAUCUGAAACAGCCAAAGAGCCAGAAGCUUCUGAAGUAGCAGCUGAAGAAGUGAAUACUGCUCCAGAAGCAGCAGCUGAAGAAGUGAAUACUUCAGCGGAAGCAGCAGCUGAAGAAGUGAAUACUACUCCAGAAAUAGUUGCUGAAACAGUGAAUCCUACUCAAGAGAAAGCAGGUGAAGAAGUGAGUAAAACCGAAGAAGCUGAACCAGCAAAGGAGGAACUGCAAGUCACAGACUUACUUAGUGAGACUGUGAAGAAAUCCCUAGGAGAUUUUUUCUCAGUUAAGCUGGAGGAGAACAUAGAGUCUCCAAAGGAGGAACUGCCAGUUGCAGACCUGAGCAAACCUGAAGAAGUGUCUCAUCCAGAAGCUGUUGCAUCUAAAAUCGAGGAUGCAGUUGUUUCCGGAGCUCCAGUUAAGGAUCUUAAGGAAGAAGCGGAAAGAGCUGAUGCUACUGAAGUUGAUCAGAAUGCUUCGGGAAAUGCAGAAAAGAUUGUAUCUAUUGAUACCGAUCCUGUUGCUGAAUCCACUGAAACUGUUGUAAAGCCAGAAGACAAGGUUGAGCAGGAAAUGCAAGAAAGGACUGUUGAAGCUGAAGAGCCAAUUGCGAGUGACACAGUCAAAGCUGAUGCUGCUACUGAAGUCUCAUUGGAGGCUUCUGCCAUUGUUGAAGGUCCUCCACUCUCAUCUGAGGGAGAGAAGGCUUCUGAAAGUGUUGAAGACAGGAAGAACGAAAGUGUAGAAGGUGAAAAGCCUGCUUCAGUUGAAACCUCCAGAGAUAUCAAUGCAGAAGGUGAGAAAACUGAUGUUGAAGUUCCUCCACUCUCAUCUGAGGGAGAGAAGGCUUCUGAAAGUGUUGAAGACAGGAAGAACGAAAGUGUAGAAGGUGAAAAGCCUACUUCAGUUGAAACCUCCAGGGAUAUCAAUGCAGAAGGUGAGAAAACUGAAAAAGAUGCUGCUGAAGCUCCUAAAGAAGAGGUUGCCAUUAAAUCAUCUCAACGCCAGUCAAACAACAUAUUUUCAAAGGUGAAGCAGUCGAUGGUGAAGGUAAAGAAGGCAAUCAUAGGGAAGUCACCGAGUUCAAAGACAAUAUCAGCAGAGGGUAAAGAUGAGAUAAAGGUGAAGUAGUGUGCGAAAGAGCUGGAGUAUGAAGGGAUUUUUCAGUAGGUUUUCGUAUCGUAUGUAUGUGGCUGUUUGUGCAUGUUUUGCUGUAAAGAUCGCUUAUCUUGAAUGCUGAAUCCUGCCUGAUCAAGAUUCUACAAGAGGGUUUCUGAUGCAGAGGUGAUAUCACAUGAAGCAAAUGACUACAGAAGGCUCGCAUAUUUGUUUUAUAGUUUUUGAGUGCAUCUUCGUUCUUUUCUGAUAUCGGGUGGUUGUAUUGGAUUUGUUAUGUUUGUUGUUUGUUUCAUUAUUUAUAGGUAUUUGUGAAGACAUUCUUUUGUUGGUAAUCUUACAUUUUGAACGUAUUGUAUAUUGUAAGUUAAAAGUUUGUCUAUUGAGCUUUUGGACGUUCACGAUGUACUUUCAUCCCAUCUGAAAUUCAUUCCAUGAUAA
This is a messenger RNA of Asparagus officinalis (garden asparagus), 2183 nucleotides long. RefSeq lists its product as uncharacterized. Bases 27 to 1757 code for a protein of 576 amino acids. The record is from RefSeq and is a predicted model, not a curated record. NCBI's taxonomy places the organism in Eukaryota, Viridiplantae, Streptophyta, Magnoliopsida, Asparagales, Asparagaceae. The transcript is spliced from 2 exons.